CGCAAGGCUCAACCUGGACAACUCUCGCCUUUUAUCAAGUGCCAUGUACCCAGCAAUCACACGUAACCAGACCUAAUUUGCGCAAAACGAAAUGAGUGUGAUUCUAUGCACAGCGGGGUAUGAUCAUACCAUCCGUUUCUGGGAAGCUCUCUCCGGAAUCUGCUCGCGCACCCUCCAGCACCCUGAUUCACAAGUCAACCGUCUCUGCAUCACGCCGGACAAACGAUACCUCGCCGCUGCCGGCCACACCAAUGUCAAGCUCUACGACAUCAAAUCGUCGAACCCGAACCCCGUGAUGACAUUCGAUGGCCACUCGAACAACAUCACGGGCGUCGCUUUCCACUGCGAGGGGAAAUGGAUGGUGACCAGCUCCGAGGACGGCACAGUCAAAGUUUGGGAUACGCGGUCCGGGGGUCUGCAGCGGAACUACGUCCACAAGGCGGCCGUCAAUGAUGUCGUUAUUCAUCCAAACCAGGGAGAACUGAUCAGCGGCGAUCGCGCAGGUACAGUGCGUGUUUGGGAUUUGGGCGAAAGCGUGUGCACGCAUCAAUUGAUUCCAGAAGAUGAUGUUGCCGUGUCGAGUGUGAGCGUGGCGAGCGACGGGUCGUUGCUCUGCGCUGGCAAUAAAAAGGGCAAUGUCUAUAUAUGGCGUAUGAUCCAGGAUACCGAAGUUACUCGAAUUGUCCCCAUCACCACCUUCCAAGCCCACAAAGACUACCUCACGCGAGUCCUUCUCUCGCCCGAUGUCAAACACCUCGCAACCUGCUCGGCCGACCAUACUGCAAAAAUCUGGAACCUGGAUCCCCAAUACCCACCCGCCGUGGCAGCCUCCGCCGCCGCACCCCCAACAUCCAGCACCACCAAACCCAACGGCACCACAACCAACGGCACCGACACCCCUGCCUCCUCUAGCUCAGUCACCCUCCGGAGCACAGCUAGCGACCUCGCAGCCAGCGACUUCAGCAUGUUAGGUGCACAGAUCACCAAUUCUGCAGCUGCAGCAACGUCAUCGCAGCCGCAAGCCGCCUUCCCAGUGCAACCCGACGGCCCACCCCUAGACACCAGCACGAUGACGCUCUUCCUCGAAACGACACUUGCCGGACACCAGCGCUGGGUGUGGGACUGCGCGUUCUCGGCGGACUCGGCCUACCUCGUCACCGUUUCCAGCGAUCAUUACGCGCGGUUGUGGGAGUUGGCGUCGGGGACCAUCAUUCGGCAGUACAGCGGCCACCAUCGCGGAUCAGUCUGUGUUGCGUUGAAUGAUUACUCGGAGCCGCGGUAGUUUCUUUUUUUUUUGUUCUAUCUUGCGAGGGAUAGCACUUUGUUUUGGCUUGGGAUUAUCAUUUAGCAUGGCGUUUUGAUGGGCGUCCGGGAUAGUUGGGAUAUUGGAGUCGGGAAUGGAUGGGAGCGGAAUAGUUAUUAUUCCAGUAUGCCUCAAUGUACGAAUUUUCUAUGUUCAUACAUACUAUAUGAUAGAGUAGUUAUUGAUAUUUUUAUGUCCCGUUUGAAGGUCUAGGUUUCUUCAAUGUUAGUACAUGGGUUUGGAGGUAGGAU
Talaromyces proteolyticus is the source of this 1554-nucleotide messenger RNA. RefSeq names its product quinon protein alcohol dehydrogenase-like superfamily. The record is from RefSeq and is a predicted model, not a curated record. Lineage: Eukaryota; Fungi; Ascomycota; Eurotiomycetes; Eurotiales; Trichocomaceae. Bases 92 to 1282 code for a protein of 396 amino acids. Gene Ontology annotation, cellular component: TORC2 complex; TORC1 complex. The transcript is spliced from 4 exons. Gene Ontology annotation, biological process: TOR signaling; regulation of actin cytoskeleton organization. Gene Ontology annotation, molecular function: protein binding.